Messenger RNA from Pelobates fuscus (common spadefoot toad), 2837 nucleotides. RefSeq names its product tropomyosin 3 (gene TPM3). The record is from RefSeq and is a predicted model, not a curated record. Gene Ontology annotation, cellular component: actin filament. NCBI's taxonomy places the organism in Eukaryota, Metazoa, Chordata, Amphibia, Anura, Pelobatidae. Gene Ontology annotation, biological process: actin filament organization; muscle contraction. The transcript is spliced from 9 exons. Gene Ontology annotation, molecular function: actin filament binding. Bases 537 to 1388 code for a protein of 283 amino acids.
AGAACUCAGCAUCGGGACAAGAGGACAGAUACCCACACAUAUACAGCACUCUUGGACAUCUUGCACGUUUGUCAUCUUUAUACACCAAACAAGCCCUACAUCUUCACACACACCUUACAAACCCUCAUCUUUAAGGCAUCCUUACACAUCUUUCAAGCCCCUCAUUUUUAAGGUACCCUUUCAGAAGUUAUAAGCCUCUCAAUUUAAGGUACCCUUACACACUUGCAAGUCUCUCAUCCUUAAAGCACAUAUAUCUAAAGCACUUUGGGAUACCUUAAACACGUCUUAGCCUCAAAAUAUCUUUACAGCUCUUAUAAGCAACCCCACUUAAUGCACGCUUUCUUUCUACCAUUCUUUAGGGUACUCAACUUCCAAGACCCUCAUUUUUAAAAGCACCUUUCCGUAUCACAUAAGACCCACAUCAUUAAAGAGCCCUCACAAACCUUGCAGAGCUUCCCCUUCAUUAAACCACCUAAACACACCUUGUAAGUCCACUACUUUAAGGGAAUUCUACAGACUGUGCAGAGACAAUUACCAUGGAAGCCAUUAAGAAGAAAAUGCAGAUGUUAAAGUUGGACAAGGAGAAUGCUAUGGACCGGGCUGAGCAAGCUGAGGCAGAGAAGAAACAGGUGGAAGAGAAGAGCAAGCAGCUGGAAGAUGACCUAGUCUCCAUGCAGAAGAAGCUGAAGGGGACAGAAGAUGAACUGGAUAAAUACUCAGAAGCCUUGAAGGACGCCCAAGAGAAGCUGGAGGUUGCUGAGAAGAAAGCAGCCGAUGCCGAAGCUGAAGUGGCCUCUCUGAACCGCAGAAUUCAGCUUGUAGAGGAAGAGCUAGAUCGCGCACAGGAACGCCUUUCCACUGCCUUGCAGAAACUGGAGGAAGCAGAGAAGUCAGCAGAUGAGAGUGAACGAGGAAUGAAGGUAAUAGAGAACAGAGCCCUAAAGGAUGAGGAGAAGAUGGAACUACAGGAAAUCCAACUGAAAGAAGCCAAACACAUAGCUGAGGAGGCGGACAGGAAAUACGAAGAGGUGGCCCGGAAACUGGUUAUUAUUGAAGGAGACCUGGAGCGUACAGAGGAGAGAGCAGAGUUGGCCGAAUCCAAAUGUGCUGAGUUGGAGGAGGAGCUGAAAAAUGUCACAAACAACCUGAAAUCUCUUGAAGCCCAGGCGGAGAAGUACUCUCAAAAAGAAGAUAAAUAUGAAGAGGAGAUCAAGAUCCUGACAGACAAACUAAAAGAGGCUGAGACUAGGGCAGAGUUUGCCGAACGGUCAGUGGCCAAACUGGAAAAGACCAUAGAUGAUUUGGAAGAGCGGCUCUACUGCCAAAUGGAGAAAAACCGGCUUCUUUCUUGCGAGUUGAAGGUCACCCUUCAUGACCUCUGCGAUUGAGGUCCUGCUGUAUUUUAACAUGUUGGGGCUCCCUUUACACCUACCGCAGUCUAGCUGGCAAACUAACCGUUCCUGCAGACAUGGGGCUUCCAUUAGUCAUGCUACUCAUCAUCCUAUUACCUAUGCCCUGGGGGUUUCAAAUGUACAUGCAUGUUUGAACUCCGUUCCUGUUACUCAAAAGCUAAGCUUUCUCUUUCCUUUUUUGCGACAACAAUCAAAUUAAAUUUUUUAUUUAUAACGAUCCCCUGCUUCCAGGAGGCAUGCUCUGAAUGGCUUAAUCAUCCCCCCAAAAAAUACAUCCUGCUUAAAAUUUCAGGCAGCUAGUGACUUGUGAACAGGUUUUAAAGUAGUGGAUUAAAAAAUAAAGCAAACGUAUUGAUAGACUUUUUAUUGUGGAAAUCUUAAAUCUGCUGUUAAUGACUUGCAACAGAAUUGAUGGUUAUUCGAGGAACAGUGGUAGCCAGACUUUUAUUAAGUAAUGGUCACCCAUGUCUUGUGCCAUCGUGAUUUUUGAAGAGUAUUUGAAUCAGUCAUCAAUUCUGAGAACAGAAGUUGAAAAAUCCAGCAAGUAUUAAAGGCUUUAACCGAAGUUUAGAUGAUUGUUAAUUUCAAACCAGGAUAUUUAGCAUAUGGGCAUACAUUGCUCAAAGUUUUUCUGCACUUUAAUGACUUGACAUCUUAAAAGACUAAUGUCCUGUUUUAACUCCUUAUCCUCCUAGGAAACCUAUUUUAUUGGUUAAAUUGAAUAGCAAUUUGAAUUAAUUUAGUGAUUUUUCUACUGUAAGUCUGAACAUUUUUAUUCUUCCAUCACAGUGGUGCUAAAGCAGCAGGUAAUAGCGACUCUUGCUCCCUUACAUGUGCAAUGGGUGCAUUACUGUUCACAUGUCACUGCAGCUUCUGAGUACUGUGUGAAUUGCUCGCUCAAACCAUAUUCUAUGUGUCAAUGUGUAGGUCAAGCAAGAUUUUCUGUACCAAUUAAUGAAUUCAUCUGCUUUACCUCAUAGGCAAGUGAGUUUUGGUGUCUUGGAUCAGGUGAUAUGUAUAAGCAGUUGUUUGACGUUGCAGCUGGAUUCAUGCUAAUAAACUGAAAGUAUAUUGUUUGGCAAUUUAUAAGUUUCCUUCCACUGUGCAUGGAGUUUGAAUCCCACCUCACUCCACCAAGCAUUUAGCCCUAUCACAUCACCCCAUAGCAUGCUCACUUUAAUGUGUUGAAUGCUAUUACCCACAAUAAGGCAACUCUUUACCUCAUGUAUAGCUUGUUGUGGUCUAAUGCCAGGGAAGUGCUGUGUUUCUGUCGUGGGGGGGAGGGGGGGAGGGGGAAAUAGUCCCUGUCCGUUUUAUGGCUCAGUCUAUAAACCCCGCAUGUCUGAAAAUGCAGGAUAUCUCUAGAUGAUAUGACUGUUUGGUUUCAGUUAACAACCUAAUAAAACUCCUUGUGGAAACUUUGAA